GUUAGUCUAAAUUCAGAAUCAUUCACUUCAGUGAGUCCAGCGUUGGUUCAGCAUCAAACUAUGACAAUGUUUUUAGCAAUGAUGAUUCUGCGUACUGCAUUGCUGAUUCAGACCCAAGAAGAUCCUCAAUCACUCUAUUUGAAAGAAGCUAAACUUGGAGAUACUGUCACUCUGGAUUGUACAGUUUUGAAAGACAAGAAUAUUAAUGAAGUGUUGAACUGGUAUAAGCAAUCUCUGGGAUUUAAUCCCCAAAUGGUAGCUAACAGAUAUUAUACAUCAACGAUUAAACCGUCCUUUACGUUGAGGGUCACAGUGGGAGAAGGAAGUAACUUCAAUUUGACAAUCACCAACGUUCAAAAAGAGGAUGAAGCAAAUUAUUUCUGUAAUCAAGGAAGUCAAUAUCAAAGCAUUUGGAUUAAUGGCGUUUUCCUGACUGUCAAAGAUCCCAAUGACCAGAGGUUUGUCUCCCAGACUGUGGUCCAACAGCCUGUGACUGCAUCAGCUCAGCUGGGAGACCCUGUGGCUCUCCAGUGCUCCAUUACCUCCCAGAGGACGGACCACAGUAACCAGUGCCAAGGGGAACCCAGUGUGUACUGGUUCAGAUCAGGACCAUCUCACCCUGCUGCCAUUUACAUGAACGGAAACAGGAGUGGUGAAUGUCAGAAUAGUUCUGGGCCUCCGUCUGCUCCACAGAGCUGUGUCUACACUCUCCCCAAGAACAAUGUAGACUCCUCUGAUGCUGGGACUUACUACUGUGCCCUGGCAGCAUGCGGGGAAGUUGUGUUUGGAAGUGGAACUAAGAUCGACAUAACAGAACCCUACAUUAAUCUGCUCACCGUGGUGCUUGGAAUACUGUUCGCUUGCUGUCUGGGUGGGAAUAUAAUCCAGUUCAUAACAAGAAAUAAAAAGCAAGUUUCUGAGCAUUGCAAAGGGAAUCCCAGUGUCUCCUACCACGUUUCACAUGCCUCAGUGAUUCAAGAACAACAGGACGGGGAAACAGAUUCCUUGAACUACGCAGCGUUGGAGUUCUCUGGCAGGAAAACCAAAGGAAGGAAGAAGAACAGUGAAAGGACUCAGGAGAGUCUGUAUUCUGCUGUGAGAGAAACCGGCCACUGAAGUCCAUCAACCAGGUCCUAAUAUAGUUUGUAUAGAAUUCCUUAAUAUUGUAAUCCGGUUCAGGUGCAGUAAAUUGCUCAAGGUUUAAAAAGUGAAAGCUUAAGAUAAGAUAAUAAGCUCAAAUAGAACUUUACAACCCUGGAAGGUGGUUCAUUUCAAACUAUUUGUUUUAAAUGUGGAUGAACCCACAUACAUUUCUAUUUCAGAGUUUGUAGAAACUUACAGGCAUUGCUGUUUACAAAUAGAGCCAAGCAGCAUUGCAUUGUGUUAAAUGUUCAGAAAAAUAACUAAAUAACUAACAAAUUUGAUCAAAUCAAAUUAUUUCGAGUAAAGGAUAACACGAUGUAAAAACUGUAAUGUAAACUGAUAUUAGUUGGAAUGGACAAAGAAAUUGUGGUAUUGAUGUUAGGAGCUCCAUGCUCUAAACAAAUCAGUUAGACGGACUGCUUGGUGGGAAAAGUACUGGGAAAAAUAAUUGCAACUACUGUUAUAAAAAUAACACUUGGAAAUGUUUAUUGUUUUACAUUUAAAGUAAAGGCUGCCACAAUUAUGUUAAGUGGUAUAGCAUGGUAUAUGCUUUGUGACUAUUAACAAUAAUUACAACGAUUUAGGAGGUAAUAAAGGCGGGAAAGUGAUUACCCCUAUUUUACCACAAGGUGUCAACUUGAUGAGCCGGUUCAAAAUAUAUCCCUUUUUGAUAACACAAUGUGGGUGUAUCCAACCAGCUGGAAGGGUUUGACUGGUGGACUGCAUCAACUGGUAGGCUGGCGUGCAUAUUCAUAUACCUUAACUGACACCACACACAAAACUAUUUUUGGCUACUGACGUGAGGUGCACAGUAUCAUUAUAGUCAAACUACAAUAAACCGGUUUUA
This is a messenger RNA of Gadus chalcogrammus (walleye pollock), 1990 nucleotides long. RefSeq lists its product as uncharacterized. The transcript is spliced from 6 exons. The record is from RefSeq and is a predicted model, not a curated record. Gene Ontology annotation, biological process: response to bacterium. The coding region runs from base 61 to 1116 and encodes 351 amino acids. Lineage: Eukaryota; Metazoa; Chordata; Actinopteri; Gadiformes; Gadidae.